Molecule: messenger RNA, 2255 nt
Organism: Topomyia yanbarensis
Lineage: Eukaryota; Metazoa; Arthropoda; Insecta; Diptera; Culicidae
Product: protein twist-like
Exons: 2
Coding region: 235-1620 (461 amino acids)
Biological process (GO): developmental process; regulation of transcription by RNA polymerase II
Molecular function (GO): DNA-binding transcription factor activity, RNA polymerase II-specific; RNA polymerase II transcription regulatory region sequence-specific DNA binding; protein dimerization activity
Source: RefSeq, a predicted model, not a curated record
GGUGCCCGGAGUUAGUUCUGCAACGUUUACUUGAAUGAUUGGACGCGAAAAUACCGGUGUGAUGCGGGCGCGUAUUCAGAACCGGCUACCUUGAUCAUCUUGUUCAGCAGUGCUUGGGAAUAUCGAGUGUGGUGAAUUUUGUGUGCUCAAUUAACGGUGGAAUUCAUUCAAUCUAUUUGACCAAUUAAAUCUUAAUCGAUGGUGAAGCUGAGGUGUUGAUUCAGUGUGAGUGCCAUGUCUGUGUGUCCAAAUUCGCCCAGGUUAAUCCUGGAUAUUAGCAACAAUCAGUUUGACAAUCCUGAGCAUCCAGCUGGUGUAAGUGGGGUGAUUGAACAUUCACCGAAAAUGAUAAAGGUGGAGUCCUACGAGAAUCUGGAUAGUUCCAGCAUGAAUCAUCAUCAGCAUCAUCAACAUCUUCAUCAUCAUCAUCAGCUGGGACCGCAUCCACAUCACCCACAGCUAAUGCAGCCGACGCCGGAUUAUUCAGCUAUGGUAUCUUCCCAGUCAUCCGUCCCAUCUACCAUCUACGUCUACCAAUCCCCUUCGAUUGUAACGACUCACGUCGUUCCGGUCGUCGAUUCCCUGAACGUCCCUCGUGGUGACAUUUUGACGCCGACUUCAAACGCUGCCAUAGUCUGUAAAAAGCGGAAACUCGACGCCGACUACGAUUACGAGUUCGAUCAAUCAUCGCUCAGUCCCACCGGCCAUGACAAACGGACGCGCUACGAUGGCAACGGGUACAGUUAUACCCCUGGGGACUACAUUCCUGCCAACAACUACGUCGUCAUUCCGGAACUGGCCAAUAUGAAUGACGAUCCUGCUAAAAUGAUUCACAGCGGACAGGUGUCCUACACGGAUUCAACCCACUAUGGGAUCUACUACCAAAACGACACACCAUGCAGCAUGGAACAGGACGCCUCCUCCAUCUCGGUGUCCUCUAGCCCAAUCAAACCGGAAGACUCGAUCUACCUCACAAAUCCUCCACCUUCCUCCUGUAUGAUUACAAGCACCAUUCAAUCCGUUCCCACCCCAACAUCCUCGUCGCAUCUCUGUAGCAACUCAUCGCCAUCAUCCUCGGUAAGCACGAUCACCACCAGCACCACCACCACUGGUAGCAGCAGCUCCGGCCAUCCGGAUGUUACCCCUAGCGACGAAAAGUCGCACAUCCUGAAAGUCAACGGAGGCAAAAAGUCCCGUAGUAACAGGAUCCGCAAACGGCACAUCCGGGAAUCAAUCAGCUACGAGGAACUGCAAACCCAACGGGUUAUGGCAAACGUUCGGGAGCGGCAGCGGACUCAGAGCCUGAACGAGGCGUUCGCCUCGUUGAGGAAAAUCAUUCCAACCCUGCCGAGUGACAAGCUGAGCAAGAUUCAGACGCUGAAGUUGGCAUCCAGGUACAUCGAUUUCCUCUACCGGGUUCUGUCCAACAACGAGCUGCCGCUGUUGGAGGAAACGCAGAAAAACCUGGCCAAUUCGGGUGCCACCAGUAGUGCGUUGCAGUUCAACGGUAGUGGCAUCUUGGCACACGAAAAACUCAGCUACCUGUUCAGUGUGUGGCGCAUGGAGGGAGACUGGAGCAAUGGGAGCAGCAGCACCGGAAGUUGCAGCGGUAAGGAGUGAUGGACCGCGGUUGACGGUUUCACUCACACUCACAACACACAAGAAACCGGAAAGAAAGUAUUAUUUAGUGCUGUAAGGUACUGUUCCUAGUUGGCAAGAGUAAAGUAAAAACGGAGGUUGAAAUCGGUUGACGAUUCAAUCGAAGGUUCGCCUAAAUGUUUGUUGAUAGAAUGUAUGUGUAUCUGCGCACCGAGCGCCGAAGCAGCUUCGUCCAAAGAAACGCGGAUUAAGUGUUAGAUAUUUCUCCUAAGAAAUGAAAACUAUUCCAAAAAACAAUUAAUUAAGAUAAUAUAAGUAUAAGUAAUAAGAGCUAAAAGCCAAUCAAUUUGACCUAUACAAAUGUGUUAAGUGUUGUUAUGAACUACUGUAACUGCUGGAAGGAUCAUUCGUUUUGACCAGGUCAAAACCGAGUCGAGCCUUUGGAAACCAACUCUAUUCGAUGAGGGGCUGCGUAUUGUUACUUUAGAUGUGACUCUAAUGUGCAACUAUACCGAACUCCAUUCGUAAGCAUUUCCAUUUUACUAUCUAUUUUCUCGUUCUUUUUCCUUUUAUCAUAUGUUAAAUGUGUAGUAGAUAAGAUUAGAAACUGGUUGAAACAGUCCAAAGAUUGGACAAAAUCGAAAUAAAUCCGUUAU